Panonychus citri (citrus red mite) is the source of this 1397-nucleotide messenger RNA. RefSeq names its product BTB/POZ domain-containing adapter for CUL3-mediated RhoA degradation protein 3-like. Bases 416 to 1219 code for a protein of 267 amino acids. The transcript has 3 exons. Lineage: Eukaryota; Metazoa; Arthropoda; Arachnida; Trombidiformes; Tetranychidae. Gene Ontology annotation, biological process: protein homooligomerization. Gene Ontology annotation, molecular function: protein binding. The record is from RefSeq and is a predicted model, not a curated record.
CGCAAAUAUUUGUAUAUAAAAUUUAAGAAAAAAAUUCAUUAUUGUUCAAUAGUUAUAGCGAUUUUUGCGAAGAGUCUCAUCUUUUCUGGCCAUAGGUUAGUAUUGACUUCUAGAAUUCAGAAUCAAUUUAUAUCUAUUGUGCUAAUGAGGAUCUUGUUAUUUUCUCAUUAUUUUGCUAAUCUUUGUUUUUAGUAACGAUCUGCUAAUUAUUACUUUCAUUAAAUUUCAUCUUGUCAUCUUGGUGAUCUUUUAAUUAUUUGAUAUUCGAGUUGAAGAGAGCUGAUUUUUUCCUAGUAUAAAAUCCUUAUAAAUAUUGGUUAUUAUCCAAUUUAUUUCAUUACAAGCUUUGUAGCUUUCCCAUUGUUUUAUUCAUUGGUUUAUCCAUCUCCUCGAAAGUUUCAACAAUUGUUCCAAUAUGAUCGCUUCGUGCGAAUCAGCGAUUCCAAAUAAAAGGAGUGUCGUUUUCUUGCAAAAUGAUAAAAGUGAAUAUGUGAAAUUAAAUGUCGGUGGACUUUUAUUCCAAACAACGGUCGUAACUCUCACCAAAUUCGACACGAUGUUCAAGGCUAUGUUUUCUGGUAGAAUGGAGGUCACCAAGGAUUCUGAAGGUUGGAUUUUAAUAGACAGGAAUGGUGAGCACUUCAGAACUAUUUUGAAAUAUCUUCGAGAUGGAUCAGUGUCAUUACCAAAGAAGAUGAAAGAUCUUAAAGAUUUACUGGCCGAAGCUCAAUACUAUUUAAUCGAAGGAUUGAUCGCUCCAUGUGAAUCAAGAUUAGAGAGGUUAAAGGCUGAGCCAAACACGCGAGUACGAAUGUUUUUAUCACCAGAAAAAGAAGCAAAAUUCAUUGCAAACUCGAAGAAACCAAUUGUUAAACUCUCAACAAAUCGACCCGUGAAUGAUGGUUAUGACGAGGAAUUAGAACUAAAUCUUCUUAGAAAUCGAGAGCUUUUCGAAAAGUUAUGUCUUAAAUGCAGCCCACGAAUAAUCUUCGUCCUAAAUAAAAAGACAACGAAUCAGGUUUGCUGUUGGUCAUUUUAUAACGAUGGCGAGAAAAUUUUAGAUGUUAAUUGUGCGCCGUUGAGCACAAAAGUCGAAUUUCUGAGGUCUAAAAUAUAUGAAGAAGUGCUAUACUUAUCGCUUCGGGUUGUUAAUAAAGUAGCUGAUGAUUCUGAAGAUGGUUCGACUGAUGAAGAUGAUUCAAGUGAAGAUGAGGAAUGAGAAAACUCUUGGUACAGUCCGACACACAAGGAAAUCGAAUCCGAAAAACAAUAAAGCGAAAUCAAGACAAUUUUGGUGACUCUCUUCAUAAUUUGUGUCCUUUGAUUCAAUUUGUCUUAUAAAUAAAUUCAAGAAAUCGAUUGUCCCUUCAAAAAUACAGAGAAUAAAGUUAUUAGUA